Molecule: messenger RNA, 2798 nt
Organism: Xiphias gladius (swordfish)
Lineage: Eukaryota; Metazoa; Chordata; Actinopteri; Istiophoriformes; Xiphiidae
Gene: angel1
Product: angel homolog 1 (Drosophila)
Exons: 10
Coding region: 85-2367 (760 amino acids)
Molecular function (GO): 3'-5'-RNA exonuclease activity
Source: RefSeq, a predicted model, not a curated record
AGGGAGCCACACCAGUUGUGCCCCCUAACCUCUCACCCCGCCAGCAACCCCAGAACGCGCAUGCGCUGACUUCAGUCGCGGAACAUGAUUGGCAGCCUGUUAUUCUAUGUGCUCUACCCAUUAUCACGGUACCUGACCGGUCGACCCUCAGAGGCCUUAAAGAAAGGUCUCCGUCCUGCAGUGGUUAAUGGCACAGCAGUGUGGGAUGGUGGUGCUGUCACAACCGGGAGGUUCACCCAGUCUCAGACAACCGUGCUGGACCAGUGCCUCUGCCCAAGCAGUAGGACGAAGGCAGAAACGAAAGAAAGGAUGAAAGAGCAAAGUCCAGAAAAAGAAAAUGAUAGAAGAAUCAACACGGACAAAGAACAGCUGGUUGCUGUCCUGCGUGAAGAAACAGAGAAUGAAGCUAUAAAGACGAGUGAGAUGCAACAAGAAAAAGUGGAAGUUUCCAAGCAAGACGAUAUGUGUGUGGUGCUGCAUAGGAAGCAAAACACAGAGGAUGGAACUAUUUUUCCAACGGAGGAUAUCAGUCCAGAGCAAGCACUUGGAGCUCUGUUAAAGUGUCUGCAAACAGAUGACAGCAUACAAGAAACUGCCCAUACAGUACGGGAACAACUACAGAUACACACCUUGGAAGAGUCAGUAUUUCCAGCUGAGGACAUCAUACAAGAUACUACCUGUCCAGUACAGAGACACAUACAGUCACCAAGCGUGGAAGAGUCUUGGACUCCAUCUGAAACUGCCGAUAAAAUAACUGAGUGCUGGGAUGAAUACGUAGUUCCCGCGCCUGAUGAAAUGCAUGAUGGGGCAAGCAGUUCUGAGCUGGCAUUUGCCUCUCUUAUCUUUAACACUCAGACCCACCUUAAAUUCGGUGGGCAACACGAUACGCAAACUGGCUGGCACUUCCCUGCAGGACCUGACUUAGCAGAAGAGGUGCAGUGCCCGCUCUGGCAAUUUCCUGCCGUGAGCUAUUACCCUCCAAUAGAUGCGACAGAGCCCUUUGAAGUAAUGUGGAGAGUAUGGGAGGAGAUGGAUGAGAGUAGCGCUGCAGCAGAGCCUUCCCUGAUACCCUUCCCAUUCACAAAAGCCUCGAUUGACUUCACGGUCAUGUCCUACAACAUCCUCGCUCAGGAUUUACUCGAGGCCAACCAGGAGCUGUACAUACAUUGUCCUCUGGAGGUGCUGGACUGGAGCUACCGCUGCAGCCUACUCCUAGAGGAAAUACUGAAGUGGGCACCUGAUAUUCUGUGUCUCCAAGAGGUUCAGGAGAACCACUACCAUGAACAGCUGUAUCCAGCCCUGUCUCAGAUGGGCUACACCUGUGUGUACAAACGACGUACAGGCACCAAGACAGACGGCUGUGCUACUUGCUAUCGAAACAGUUGCUUCUCUGAGGUAUCAGUCACCCCAUUGGAAUUGUUCAGGCCUGAGACGGAGCUUCUGGACCGGCACAAUGUGGGCAUUGUUUUGCUGCUCCGGCCAGUGGUCACCCAGGGGUCCAAAACCAAGGUGAAGGACUCACUCCUCUGUGUGGCCAACACCCACCUGCUCUUCAACCCUAGGAGGGGUGACGUGAAGCUGGCCCAGUUAGCAAUAAUACUGGCAGAGAUCGACAGCAUGGUCAAGUCCUGUAAGGCCAAAGGUGAACACUGUAACAUUAUAUUGUGUGGAGACUUUAACUCGGUCCCACACAUGCCUCUGUACCAGCUGAUCACCACCGGUGAGCUCUACUACCAGGGUCUACCAGCAUGGAUGAUAUCAGGUCAAGAGGACCUGUCCUACAAAAUCUAUUGUCACAGACUGUUUGCUCCCCUGUGGCCCAGCUGUCUGGGAAUCACUGACAAAUGCCAGUACACUACUGUCAAGGACAAAUUUGAGAACAAGAGCCAGAAAUCAGGGAAAUGUCAGUACAACCAUGACUUUAUGGUACGGCUGCGCUAUUGUCCAGCUGCAUGUGUCCGUCCUGUGGACCUGGAGCUGAUCCCAGGUGUGACUGACAACACACCAGAUGCUUCAAGGGGAAAUCAGCCUUAUGAUAAAAGUUUCAGACAAACCAUCAGUCAUCAGUUAGACCUGGAGUCGGUCUAUAAACAUAUUCUCCCAGGCUCUGGCACCUCAGAAGUCACAACCCUCCACUCUGAAGUGGGAGCCACUGUCGACUAUAUCUUCUACUCCCCGAGACGCAUCUUAACCCCUUAUCAAACAGCUGGUGGCGACUUCGUGAGUGAGGGUCUGAAGUUGAUUGCUAGUCUCUCCCUCCUAUCGGAGGAUGUCUUAUGGUCAAUGAAAGGCCUUCCUAAUCACAUAUUCCCCUCUGACCAUCUGAGUCUUGUGGCCAAAUUCCAGCUGGACCUGAAUGCUGCAUGAUAGAAAAGACUGUGAGUGAGGAUAAGCAUAUUUCCCUUCAAAGGAAUCAAGUCUUGCUCUGUACACAUUUGGUUUUUGUUUUUUAUUAGUAUGAAUGCCAUUACUUGUGGUUCAGUCUUGGCAGCAGAGGAUCAUAGUUUUCUAACUGAAUUAAAGUUAAUAUUUUUGUUCAAAAGUGCCAGGAAAAACAAUGAAUGCCAAUAUUCAGUCUCUUUCCACAGGGUUUUCAUCAGAUACAUGAGCCAUGAGCGCGAUAUAACAAAUCUUAUUAGUGGGGAUUUAAAAAAUGUAGCCAGUGAUUUCUUUCUUUUUGGUGUAAUAGAACACUGCCCUUUUCAUUUUGUUGAUAACUGCUCUUUCACAUUUUAGUUUAUUUUAAACCUAAUUUUGAAAUGAGAAUUAGAUUUCUCUGAUUAUGAGUUAGUUCUAUU